CAUCACUACAAUGGUUUCUUCAUCGAAAACGAUCCACUUUUCUCUUGCAUCAUCACUCUUUCCAUUUUGAUUCUCGUCUAUUUUCCUCAUGGAUUUUCUCUCCUUUUCUCUCCGGUCCUCGUUUUGACAGCUUCCCUCUUGCUUUCCCUCCUCCAUCUCGGUGCCACCCAGAGAAUCCAAACGGAAGCCAUACAGAAAGGAAGCGUUGUUGCAAGUGUUGCAGAGCUUGAAGAAGAAGAAGAAGAAGAAGAAGAAGAAGAGCUCAAAUGGGCGACAUGCAAAGAUGACCCUGACCUUAUAAUGCAGAGCUUCGAGGAAAGGUUCGUCGAAUGGGACGUGACAGUUCCGUUAGAGGUUAUAUAUGAAGAAGGAGACGAAGAAGAAGGGAAUGAUCCGAAUUUGAAUUUGGAUCGGACCCGCGGUAUUGAGAUCCGUCCUUAUCGCUUUACUAUCCGGAAUCGGAUUCAGAUAGUUCACCGGAGGAGGAGGAGAUUGAUUUUCCGGUUAUCGGAAAAUGGGUUCCGUCGGAGAAGAUGGGUUAUCGAUGGGAAGAAGAAGACAGAGAAGGUUUGAUUGAGAUAGCAGUCAAUAGGAGAGAGUUUGAUUUUCAUGGAGAAGAUGAUAAUUUGAUAGAGAUUGACAUUUCUGAAGGUUGGCUACUAUGAAUGUUGCAUUAAUCAAAGGAUUACGUUUAAUUAGACGAGUGAUUUGCUCUUGAUUUUCCCCUUUUUAAGCAAAAGCCCAUUUGGGUGAUAAG
Molecule: messenger RNA, 757 nt
Organism: Hibiscus syriacus
Lineage: Eukaryota; Viridiplantae; Streptophyta; Magnoliopsida; Malvales; Malvaceae
Exons: 1
Source: RefSeq, a predicted model, not a curated record